Phytophthora infestans T30-4 is the source of this 793-nucleotide messenger RNA. RefSeq lists its product as uncharacterized. Gene Ontology annotation, biological process: iron-sulfur cluster assembly. Bases 341 to 793 code for a protein of 150 amino acids. NCBI's taxonomy places the organism in Eukaryota, Oomycota, Peronosporomycetes, Peronosporales, Peronosporaceae. The transcript is spliced from 3 exons. Gene Ontology annotation, molecular function: ATP binding; 4 iron, 4 sulfur cluster binding. The record is from RefSeq and is a predicted model, not a curated record.
CCUGCUCUCACAAUUGAUCAAAGUACGCAGAAUGUCUUUUCAAGAUGCUAUCCACUUUGACAAUGUGUAUCUCCAACUCACGGCCUCCAGCUGGCUUAGCUCGCCUCGGAUCCGCUUCUUCUCGGCUUGGAGUCGUAGCUCCUUUUGCUUCGCCAAUGCAAUCUGGUGCAGUAACGCCUCCACCUCUGCUUCUUCCUUUACACAGCAAUGAUUUGGUUUCCAGUUCGAACUCAGUUCGCUCAGACACACACGAUCGCAUCGACGGGUGUCGUUCUUUAUUGGCAGAUCGUGUGAACCACACCAACAUAAAUUACCGUGAUCCCUUUUUUGCCAGUCAAAAAUGCUGAGGUGGAUAGCUGCUCGCUCGGUGCCACCGCGUCUACCUCUUCGCGCGCAACAUGUAUCGACGCGUCAGGCGGCGCAACUGGAGAUGCAGGUGCUGCAAAAGCUUCGCAGUGUCUCAGAUGGGUUGGGGCUGGGUGAUAUUGUGUCGCUGGGCCGCGUCAAGGAUCUACACGUCGCGCCUGAUACCGGCAAAGUUUCGUGCCAGAUCGAAACGCCAACUCCGGCGUUAAUGGAGCUGGCACAGCAGUGGCAGAAGAAAGCCGAGACAGCAGUGAAAAAUCUGGAGUGGGUCGUGGGUACGGAGUUUAAAAUCUCCAAGUCUCGGCCGCGCAACGCUCGCGCUGGCCGCCUCUCGUCACUGGCUCAUGUGUCGGACAUCAUUGCUGUGUCCAGUUGUAAGGGCGGAGUCGGCAAGUCCACGGUGGCGGUGAAUCUCGCCUUUAGGUGA